Molecule: messenger RNA, 775 nt
Organism: Spirodela intermedia
Lineage: Eukaryota; Viridiplantae; Streptophyta; Magnoliopsida; Alismatales; Araceae
Source: the annotation of a GenBank genome assembly
AUGGUAAGUGUGCAUCUCAUGAUAUUCCUGUUAGACGAUAUUCCCCUCCUCUCACUCGAGAUGUAGAUCUCCGAUCCGCCAUUCUUCCUACCUUCUGCGUUUCAUAGUUUGGAUCCGGUGUUGUUGUUCUUCGUGGGUGACUCCUAAAUCUCUGUGGAUCGACUGCAGGCCACCAUAGGAGUGAACGUGUCGGAGGAAUGCAGGAAGUCGUUCAUGGAGAUGAAGUGGAAGAGGGUACACAGGUUCGUCGUCUACAAGAUCGAUGAGCGGUCGAGGGCCGUCACGGUGGACAAGGUCGGCGCUCCCGGAGCGGGCUACGAGGAUCUCGCUGCCUCCCUCCCCGACGACGACUGCCGGUACGCCGUCUACGACUUCGACUUCGUCACCGUCGAUAACUGUCCCCGGAGCAAGAUCUUCUUCAUUACAUGGUACGUAUUCUUCUCUCUCUCUCUCUCUCUCUCUCUCUCCAUCCGGUGAUGUCACCGAGAUUACCAGGAGAAUAGAUAUUCUCCUUCACAGUUUAGUGGGCUUUGAGAUGGUCUUCUGCCUAGCUUUCCCGUCGAAUGAUCGACAAGAGCGUGAUAUUAUGCGAUCGGAGCGAAUGAUUCGAGAGAGUCCAUGCAGGGCGCCUUCGGCCUCGAGGAUUCGAGCGAAGAUGCUGUACGCCACGCUGAAGGAAGGUCUGCGGAGGGUUCUGGAGGGGGUCCACUACGACAUGCAGGCCACCGAUCCCACCGAGAUGGGCAUCGACGUCAUCAGGAGCCGGGCCAGGUAG